CACAUCGGCUUUCAAAGCGAUUGCCCGAAUCCAAUGCACUUCUCGUCAUGGUUCGCCGUUCUCUUCCUCCAAACCCUAGCGCUCUCCUGCCAAUCUCUCCGCCAUGGAUUCGACUUCAACGCGGACACGAGGAUUUUGACCGUCGGAGAGGAGAUGGAGGGUGAGACUCUUCCGAUGAAGUCUGGUAGACGCUUUUACCGGCUCGCCGGCCUCAAAGAAUCAGCUUGGUAUGAGGUCAAGAUUUCAUACCCAGCAUCUAUACCUGCUAGCUUUGAUAUUCGAUUGGAGAAGGAUGUGCCAGAGAUUUGGUUAGGGAGGAAUAGGAGGUUGCUUAAUACUGAGAAGAUGAUAUUCAAAGCUGAUAAGAGUGAUGAGUUAUCCAACAUUGGUGAGUUGUAUGCUUUGGUGACUGUGGAGGCUGCUGGAGUUAUUGCAAAGCCGGGUUUACCAGAGAGGGAGCUUGUUGUGUAUAAUAUAGUUUGCGAUGAAUUAUUAUUUGGAAUUCCACACAAAGCCUGGUGGGUAGGAAUUGCUGCUCUUCUUUGCUUGAUACUGGCUUCCGUUAUUCCCUGCUUCUUCCCAUUCCGUUCCGUAUUCAAGAACGGAAGCUCGCAAUCGAGCAACCAAUCUAUAACCAAGUCUUCAUGAACCAGCCAGCAGAACACACCAUCUUGGCCAAAUAAUUAACCAAGUAACCAAAGAAAACCAAACCUUGAUAUUCAUAUGAAGUUUAGUCACUUGUUCAGGUAUCAGCAGACAAGCUGCAACCUCUGCAUCUGUGAUCAUGUCAACAGAUUUUUGCCUAAAAUUUGAAUGCCUGAGUCAUGUUCCAAUGUUGUCUCUGCAUUCAAUGCUCAGCUAAAUAUACAUACUUUUUUGUUGAAUUAUUAAUUCUCUUUGAUCAAGUAAGUUCUAUGUGACUUAUUAUGCUUUCAA
This is a messenger RNA of Dioscorea cayenensis subsp. rotundata (Guinea yam), 936 nucleotides long. RefSeq lists its product as uncharacterized. The record is from RefSeq and is a predicted model, not a curated record. Lineage: Eukaryota; Viridiplantae; Streptophyta; Magnoliopsida; Dioscoreales; Dioscoreaceae. The transcript has 5 exons. Bases 34 to 648 code for a protein of 204 amino acids.